This is a messenger RNA of Loa loa (African eye worm), 903 nucleotides long. RefSeq lists its product as hypothetical. The record is from RefSeq and is a predicted model, not a curated record. The transcript is spliced from 4 exons. The annotation marks the transcript as partial. Gene Ontology annotation, molecular function: metallocarboxypeptidase activity; zinc ion binding. Gene Ontology annotation, biological process: proteolysis. Lineage: Eukaryota; Metazoa; Nematoda; Chromadorea; Rhabditida; Onchocercidae.
CAAAGCAUAAGCCUAGUUUGUUAGAUAAGGGGCUAAGGGGGUUAUUGCUGCUGCUAUUGCUACUGCUACUGCUAUUACUACUAAUAUUGCCAUAUUGGAAUAUUAAAAACGGCCUAGAUUAUAAGUUGAUUCACUCCUUCUUUACAUGGGCUACUAUUUCAUUCCCUUUUUAUUUCUAAUAUUCAUCCAAAAAAUACAAAACAUCAAAGGUAUCACUGAUCAAUGGGCUAAUUAUCAUAAUCAGGAUGAAUUGGAAACUAUCCUAAUAACUAUUCAUAAACGAUGUCCCAAUUAUACCACUGUUUAUUCAAUCGGUAAAAGUGUCCAAGGACGUGAUCUACUUGUUAUCCAAUUUUCAGCAACACCUGGACAACAUCAAAUGUUAAAACCGGAAAUGAAAUAUGUUGGAAAUAUGCAUGGGAAUGAACCUGUAGGAAGAGAACUUCUAUUACGGCUUGCAUCAUACUUUUGUGAUAAACUUUUGGCAAAAAAUAAAGAAAUCAUGGAACUUAUCAAUUCGACAUCAAUUCAUCUAUUACCAUCAAUGAAUCCGGAUGGAUUUGAACGUGCACUUACCACAGGAAUCGAUGCUCGGAAUUGGUUUACUGGUAGAUCCAAUGCAAAUGGUAUUGAUCUAAAUCGAGAUUUUCCAGAUCUUGAUGGUUUCUACUACUAUUUGGAACAGCAUAAUAUACCUCGUUUUGAUCAUCUUCUGGAAUUGUUCGGUGAUGAAGGAAAAGAAUAUCAACCAGAAGUACGAGCUAUUGGCCAAUGGAUUCUUUCCUUACCAUUUGUUUUAUCAGCUAAUAUGCAUGAAGGCGAUUUAGUGGCUAAUUAUCCGUUUGAUUCCGCUCGAAUUCCAAACAACAACGAAUAUUCUAUAAGUCCUGAUGAUCAAACAUU